CGCCCACCCUGAGACGGCCUGCAUUUGGAGUGGUUGGAGCACUGCACAGCUAGCAUAGCUCGCGCUCUGAGAGGAGAGGAGGAGGAUUAGACCGAUGCGGCCAUGCAGAUGCGGUAAUUAAGAGGGGUUAUCAAAUUCGCUCAAUGGUAUCUUUCGGCUCUGUUGUCGUAUCGCUACCGAUGUCCUACAAAUUGGUAGCUAUCUCUUUGAGACUCUGAUAUGCUCUGCUGUGGGGCAAUUAGGAACGCGGGAUUUUGAAAGAUAUAUAAGAGAUGGUCUCUGUCAACUAAUCGUCUCACACUCAAAUCACAUCUCAUCAAACCAUCACCUGAACUUCACAUCUUAACUGAUAGACUCGUUUACGCACUCGACCUAAUCAUGUCAUCCGUUUCAGACCAGGAUCUCAGCAAAUUCAACUUCCCCGGUGGUUUCCCAAGCUCGAGAGAUCUUGCGCCAUCCAUCGUCUUCCUCCUUGCCUACAUCGCCACGACACCAAUACUGGUUUGGCGAUUGUGGAAGAAGGAGUAUCGAACGCUCUGCCUCAUCCGACCAACACUGUUCCUCCUUGCCCGUUAUGUUAUGUUGGUCCUAAGGGCAUACAUGUCCAAGCAUAGUUAUGGAGAGAACGAGCUGAUUGCCGAGCUCGUUGUCGUCUCCACCGGUACUCUGUUCCUUGUGGAUCCCCUCACGGAGCUGUGGAAACGUAAUGUCACCACGGCCGUCGCGAAGGAUGUAGCGCCAAAAUGGGUCAGACGAGUAUCCAUCAUUCUCUCGCUCGGAGUUCUCGCGGCCAUCGGAACUUCCGUUGCGGCUGCAUCACAGAUUUCCGGAGCCAUGGAUGGUUCGAGUUCAUUGAGUACAGUGUUGACCUUGCGCAAGGCCUCAGCCAUCGUCACUGUAGCUGUCAUCGUCUGCAUUCUGAUCGCUGCUAUCCUGACUCACAUGUCAUUCGGCUUGGCGAUCCGAAACACGCUGUUCGUCGUUGGAUGCUCGCUUUGUCUCCUCGUCAUCAGUACCUAUCGAGUGGUCCAGACAUACAGCACCAACCCGGAUUCAGCAGUCCACAAGCCAGUGGUUUUCUGGAUCUGUCAAAUGGUCUUUGAACUCAUCGUCUUCGUCUCCCUGAUCAGCAUCCCCAUUCCUGCCUGGUUCCCGUCCACGAGAACUCCGGCCGAGGCUGAGCAGAUCAGCCAAGCGGAGUACGGCAAAUCCGAGGCCUCGAACGGAAUGACGAUGUACCCCGUUCAGUACCAUUCUGCUGGUCAAUCUCGUGGGCCGGCACAAUCCCAGCAGCAGUCAUAUCCUCAAUAUCAGCCCAACAACAACCAGACCUACCCUUCUCGUUGAUAAACUCAAAACAAUGGAAUUUAAAGAUUCCAUUUAAGCAUAGAUCCAAUUUCUGUAGUUAAGUAUGCAUCAUUGCGCGUUGUCGUU
Messenger RNA from Kockovaella imperatae, 1434 nucleotides. RefSeq lists its product as hypothetical. The transcript has 6 exons. Lineage: Eukaryota; Fungi; Basidiomycota; Tremellomycetes; Tremellales; Cuniculitremaceae. The coding region runs from base 379 to 1347 and encodes 322 amino acids. The record is from RefSeq and is a predicted model, not a curated record.